AUGCCACCACCGAAGGAGAAGCCACCGGAGGAGAAAAAGCCAUCGGAGGGGAAGCCGCCGAAGGAGAAGAAGCCGAGAAAGCAAAGAGCGAAGAAGCCACCGAAGAAGCGGCGGGCGCGGGGCACAUGGAGAUUCGACAAGCCGUCGCCCGACGCGCCGUCGGCGCUGGACGUGCUGCUGGCGUGGCUCACGACUCCCGGUAACAGCACGCGCUGGCGGAACGGCCUGCAGUCAAAGUACGACCUGUGCCGGGAGAUCCUGCGGGGGCUCAAGGCCAACGGCAUUGACAACCCGAAGCGCACGGUGUACCGCGUGUACGACCAGGUGCGCAAGUACGAGGCCGGCUACAUCCAGGCCACCGCGGACCUGAUGAUACUCGAGCAGAUGGACGCCUACCUGCGGGGCGAGGCCAGUGAAGAGGUGCAGCGGCUGGUCCGCAAAAGCUCCCUCCUGUACAAAGAGCUCACGCCCUUCUUCGGCGAGGAGGUGAUAGGCAGGAAGAACCUGCCGGUGCUGGUGCCCGAAACGCCCGAGAUGAAGAGAGCGAGAGAGGUCAUGGCUGCUGCUGAGGCAGCGAGAUUGGCGGCAGCGGCAGAGAUCGAGAAGCUAACGCCGUCUUCUGAUGCGGCGCCUACCGGUAGACAGGCCAAGAAGACGCCUUCCAGUGCUGGUGCUGCACCUGCUGAAGCAGUUAAAUUGGCUGAGAAGACGGCAGUGCCAGCUGUGGCUGCGAACAAGAGUGCAGUGGGUACGUGGAAAGCGAGUGUGGAGAAGAACCGGCCCAUGACUGUGUCCGGAAAGAAGAAGCAGGGUGGGCUGCAAAUGGUGCCGGCGGAGAGCAAGGAGCAGGGCGCUGCUACGACGAACGUUGGUGGCGGGGACGCGAAGGAGUCCAAUGCACCUUCUGCUGAUCAGGUUGUUAUUAAGGUUGAGCAGGUCCCUGUUGUGGCGGGCGCCAAUGCGCAUAGUAGUGUGGGCGUUGAAGCGGACAAAAAGAACGCAGAGAGGGAGGGUGUGGAUUUGGAGGCCAAACUGAGCAGUGGAGCAGAGGAGAGCAAGGAUGCCGGGGCUAAGCAGCAGAACACUGCCCCUGUGCAGCGUAGCGAAGGAUCUGUGGAAAAGAAGAACGAAGGUGGCGCUGAUCAAGAGAAGAAGCAGGAUGGAAAUGAAGCGGGAGGCAAGAAUGCUCAAGAAAAGAAAGCCCAAGAUGAUGACAACGAAAGUGGCGAUGAGAGCCCUGAGGAAGAAGUGAACGAUGCUGCCAAAGUGAAGCGCGUGGUGAAGCGAAACAAGCUAUACGUGUCAAGUGAUUCGGAGGAAGAUGACGGUGCUGUUGAAAAUUGGAGCAAGAGCGAUAAGGGCACCAGUGACAGAGUAGAGCAAAUGCCACUAGCACAACGCGAUGAGGUGGAAGACAAGCAAGAAGAGGAGGACGCGGAGAAAGUGGGAGGAGAACUCACCGAGUAUAUCAACCCCGACAAGAAACCAGAGGCCGAUGAUAGUGAAAACGAGCGUGAAAAUCCGAAACAAGGGGAGGAAGAGGUCGACGAACAGGAGGAGAACGAGGAGAAAGCGGACAAAACCCCAGAGCAAGACAACGCAGCGGCAAAAGAAUCCGGUGCCGACGCUGAGAGCAGCUCGAGUGAAAGCUCGAGCGAAGAUGACGAGCUUGAGACCGAAGACGCUCGACCUGCUGCACAGGCCGUUUCCGAUGAUGAGGGCGAAUCCGAGUCCGAGUCAGAAUCUCAAGAAGACGACGACGACGACAACGACGAAGACGCCGAUAUGGACGAGCCCGUCAAGGAGCAGAGCGACCCCGAGGUUGAGACCCCUGCACAACAGCGGCCUGCUCGGAAGCGCGGUAGCCCCGCCCCUUCAUCACCAUCGGCCAAGCGAUCUCGACGAGGCAGCACCGUCACCAUAGACCUGGAACGUGAGACCUUUAUUGAGCGCGCGAAGCAGGAGCACACUCAACGCCAGGAACUGUUCGAACUGGAGCGCGCCAAGGUCGAGUGCGAGUUGCAGGCGAAGAGAGUGCAGCUCGCGAUGCAGAAGUCACUCGCACGGAAAAGGCUUCUUGGCGCUGGCGUUGACCGUGCUGAGGUCGACCGUGUGCUGCCUCUGUAA
This is a messenger RNA of Phytophthora sojae, 2127 nucleotides long. RefSeq lists its product as hypothetical. The transcript has a single exon. Lineage: Eukaryota; Oomycota; Peronosporomycetes; Peronosporales; Peronosporaceae. The coding region runs from base 1 to 2127 and encodes 708 amino acids. The record is from RefSeq and is a predicted model, not a curated record.